AGUAAUGACUACAUGCCUGCCCCCAGUAGGUCGGUGCCGGGUCCCCGCUGAGCGUGGGUGAUUGAAGCGCCAGUGCGCAGUGACUCCGUGCUCUGCCUGGCUGAAGCGGCGCGGCUCGAUGUACUCGGCGCUCGUUUGCUGCUGCCUGGCUCGCGUGCGCGGCCGUUGCUCGUCGCCGCAUUCCCGCGGACCCAGCGCUCGCGAACAUGGCGACGGAGGGGCUACUUCUAACCAACCACGACCACCAGAUCCGGGUCGGAGUGCUGACAGUGAGUGAUAGCUGCUUCAGAAACCUUGCAGAAGAUAGAAGUGGGAUAAACCUGAAAGACUUGGUCCAAGAUCCUUCAUUGUUGGGAGGAACAGUAUCUGCAUACAAGAUAGUACCUGAUGAGGUUGAUGAAAUCAAGGAAACACUCAUAGAAUGGUGUGAUGAUAAGGAAUUGAAUCUUAUUUUAACCACUGGGGGAACUGGGUUUGCCCCAAGAGAUGUAACUCCAGAGGCCACAAAAGAGGUGAUCGAAAGAGAGGCUCCUGGAAUGGCGUUAGCUAUGCUGAUGGGUUCUUUGAAUGUGACUCCUCUGGGGAUGCUGUCUCGACCUGUAUGUGGAAUAAGAGGCAAAACUCUGAUUAUCAAUCUUCCUGGUAGCAAGAAAGGUUCACAGGAAUGCUUCCAGUUUAUAUUACCUGCCCUACCUCAUGCUAUUGACUUGUUGAGGGAUGCAGUUGUGAAAGUGAAAGAAGUUCAUGAUGAAUUGGAAGACCUUCCAUCACCUCCACCACCAUUGUCCCCUCCUCCUACCACCAGCCCACACAAACAGACAGAAGACAAAGGUGUUCAGUGUGAAGAUGAGGAGGAAGAGAAGAAAGACAGUGGAGUGGCUUCAACUGAAGAGAGCUCAUCCUCACAUAUCACUGCAGCAGCCAUAGCAGCCAAGUUGCCUGUGUUUUCCUGUCAUAGUGCUGAUAGUUGUGUUGUACAUCAGAACUUCCAACUUGUACACAGUCCCGCUCCUGUCAUGGCUAAAGGUGGUAAACCUGUCCCUGGUUUCAUUGGUCAUCACUCUCAUACUGCCAUCAGUGCAGGAGAGCCGCAUUUAUUAUACUUUCAGAUCCCAGAUUCGAUUAUUUCUCGUGGUGUUCAAGUCCUUCCACGAGACAAUGCAUCGCUGAGCACGACUCCAUCCGAAUCACCACGAGCUCAAGCUACAUCACGGCUAUCCACAGCUUCUUGCCCCACACCAAAAGCUGAGCUCUCUUCAUGCACACCUUCUUAUUGUGCUACAGAGCUCCACCAUAGGUUGGAAGGGCUUAAAGAUGAACUCAGAAGGCAUAGAGGAUACAACUCACGAGUCCAGUCUCGCUGCAGCAGCAAGGAAAACAUCCUGAGAGCCAGCCACAGCGCAGUUGACAUCAGCAAAGUUGCACGACGACACCGCAUGUCCCCAUUUCCCUUAACGUCGAUGGACAAGGCCUUCAUCACAGUACUGGAGAUGACCCCUGUUCUCGGCACUGAAAUUAUCAACUAUCGAGAUGGUAUGGGUCGAGUUCUAGCACAGGAUGUAUUUGCAAAAGACAACCUGCCACCUUUUCCUGCGUCAGUGAAGGAUGGCUAUGCUGUGAGAGCUGCCGAUGGCCCUGGUGAUAGAUUCAUUAUUGGUGAAUCGCAGGCAGGUGACCAGCCCACUCAGACAGUGAUGCCUGGCCAGGUGAUGCGAGUAACAACAGGGGCUCCAAUACCCUGUGGCGCAGAUGCAGUUGUACAGGUUGAAGAUACCGAGCUCAUCAGGGAAUCAGAUGAUGGCACAGAAGAGUUAGAGGUGCGAAUUCUGACACAGGCUCGUCCAGGCCAGGACAUCAGACCAAUUGGCCAUGAUAUCAAAAGAGGAGAAUGCGUUCUGGCAAAAGGAACUCACAUGGGGCCUUCUGAAAUUGGCCUUCUAGCAACUGUUGGGGUUACUGAAGUUGAAGUUCACAAGUUUCCUGUGGUUGCAGUGAUGUCCACAGGAAAUGAGCUGCUGAACCCUGAAGAUGAACUAACACCUGGAAAAAUUCGGGACAGCAAUCGUUCAACUCUGCUGGCAACAAUUCAGGAGCAUGGAUACCCAACCAUCAACCUGGGAAUAGUGGGAGAUAACCCUGAUGACCUGCUGAAUGCACUCAAUGAAGGCAUAAGUCGUGCUGAUAUCAUCAUUACAUCAGGAGGUGUAUCCAUGGGCGAAAAGGAUUACUUAAAGCAAGUAUUGGACAUUGACCUGCAUGCCCAGAUACAUUUUGGCAGAGUUUUCAUGAAACCUGGCCUCCCAACAACUUUUGCAACUCUGGAUAUCGAUGGUAUCAGAAAAAUCAUCUUUGCACUGCCAGCGGGUGCGGUAGAGGCUGAUGGUGACAUAGGAUCUGAAGGAAAUCCAGUGUCAGCAGUUGUCACCUGCAAUCUCUUUGUUAUACCUGCACUGAGGAAAAUGCAAGGAAUCCUUGAUCCUCGACCCACCAUCAUCAAAGCCAGGUUGUCCUGUGAUGUGAAGCUGGAUCCACGACCCGAAUACCACCGCUGUAUUCUGACUUGGCACCACCAGGAACCAUUGCCAUGGGCACAGAGUACAGGGAAUCAGAUGAGUAGCCGUCUGAUGAGUAUGCGAAGUGCCAAUGGACUGUUGAUGCUACCUCCAAAGACAGAGCAGUACGUGGAGCUCCAUAAGGGUGAAGUGGUAGAUGUCAUGGUGAUUGGAAGACUAUGAUGUCAGACAAGAGGAGGGUUGGUGCAUGUCUACAUAUCAUUGACUGUAUCCUGUAAUGGAAUGGCACCAUUAGUUUUUAAUGAUUUGGAUAAAAUUGACCAAUGUUGAUUUUGAAAUAAUUUCAAAAAGGAAUCAGAUAAAGUAAAUGAAACACGAGAGAGAAAGAAAUCCAUUGAAUCCAUUCUGUAUCAUACCCAGGGCAAAGUUUCUCUUUCAUUACAGUUGCUUUGUGUGUUUAAUGCCAGGUCUAAUAGCAGUAGCUUUUGAUAGACAGCGGUAGGUGCCUGCUAAACUUGUGUUUUCUCAUCUUCAGAUACAGAUACUUAUGCUACUAGCAAGGCUGUCUGCUUACUUUAUACCAGCUUAGAUAAACACAGCUAUUAUCCUUAUUAGUACGCAACAUAAUUGCUUCACAAAGAGCUUUGCUUGUUCUUUAUCUUGUAUCUUGUGUUCAUGUGCUCAGUGCCAAAAGCAGAGUGGCUAGAAUGGACUGGAUUGGUGUAUUACCCUCCCAGUGCCAUUGACGGGGAUAUUUCCUAGAAGCCACCUGUCUCAGCUGACCACCUAGUUGGACAGGAAUUGGAAAACUUUCAUUUGAACAAAGAAAUUGCUUCCUUAAGUGCUGACAGCCUUUUUACCAAUUUAAAAAAAAGUGUACAGUAAUACAAAGAUUGAUAUUGUACAGAUAAUAGUGUACCAGCAAAUCAUGUGGUAAUUCCUAGCGAUGAAAGACAUUUAACAACACUGUACCAUAACAUUUUCUGUAAUGAUAUUAAAUAUUAAUAAAAAUCCUUGAUCAUUGUUAAAAUUUAUCUGAGAAGAUACUCAAUGUUUUUAAAAGAAACUUAUUUCUUGCUGUGUUUGUGCCGUAGUUACAUUGUCACGGUGCAAUUUGGAAAAUAGCUUUGAAAAAUUUUACACUCAAUAAAUCUGUUGGUUUUUUUUAUUGUGCAUUGCUAUUAAGGAACAAAUUCUGCAAUGUCGAAAGAGGUUAAAGGCAUUAUGAUCAUGGAAGUGUCUACAAUUUCAUCAUCUCCCCUUUAUAUCAUGAACCAAAUGCCAUUUUGCUUUAGUGACCAGGUUAGCUAUGUUGGAACAUCUGAUCAUUUUUUUAAGAACUUAUACUGAAAGAAGG
Mobula hypostoma (lesser devil ray) is the source of this 3870-nucleotide messenger RNA. Its product is annotated as gephyrin. The transcript has 26 exons. NCBI's taxonomy places the organism in Eukaryota, Metazoa, Chordata, Chondrichthyes, Myliobatiformes, Myliobatidae. The coding region runs from base 207 to 2735 and encodes 842 amino acids. The record is from RefSeq and is a predicted model, not a curated record. Gene Ontology annotation, biological process: gamma-aminobutyric acid receptor clustering; establishment of synaptic specificity at neuromuscular junction; molybdenum incorporation into molybdenum-molybdopterin complex. Gene Ontology annotation, cellular component: cytosol; postsynaptic membrane; cytoplasm. Gene Ontology annotation, molecular function: molybdopterin molybdotransferase activity.